Messenger RNA from Pelobates fuscus (common spadefoot toad), 1328 nucleotides. It is a transcript of the gene MRPL37, whose product is annotated as mitochondrial ribosomal protein L37. The record is from RefSeq and is a predicted model, not a curated record. The transcript is spliced from 7 exons. NCBI's taxonomy places the organism in Eukaryota, Metazoa, Chordata, Amphibia, Anura, Pelobatidae. Gene Ontology annotation, molecular function: structural constituent of ribosome. The coding region runs from base 45 to 1295 and encodes 416 amino acids. Gene Ontology annotation, cellular component: mitochondrion; ribosome. Gene Ontology annotation, biological process: translation.
CACCUAGUUCAGCGGCUGUCUCCCAGCAGGCUUAGCGCGGCAACAUGGCGGCGUCCAUACUGCCCCAUAGUACUGCCAUACUGUCAUGUCUCCGCCGCCGCCCCGGGCUCCGCUGCCUGAGCCUGCAGGUGAGCUGGGGCGGGAGGGUGGUGAAGCCGGUCCGGAAGGAGCCCCUCGAGAUCCCGGGCCUGGAGAGGAUCACCUACGCGGACAGGAUGUACCAUGUCCCCUGGCUGGCUCGCCCCACCUUCCCCGAGUUUAGGAAGGACUGGGCUGACCCCGGACACUACCGGGCGCCCCCGCCGGAGGAGAUGGAGCUGUACCGGGAGCGGCCGAGCUAUGUGUUCCACCGCAGCUGCCGGAUGGUGGGAGGAGUAAAACAAGCCCUUUGGCUGACCAAGUCCAAGCUGAUUGAAGGUCUUCCAGAGAGAAUUCUUAGCAUAUGUAAUGACCCAGCGUAUCAAUUCUCCAACCACGAACAACUGGUGCACAACCUAAUUAAUCAAGCCUGUAUAUGGAACAACAAGGAAGAACAGCCAACCAGGGAAGAAUACUGCCCAAAGCUGUUACAAGGCCUGUUGCAUUUGUGCCGGACACAGAACAGUAAAUUUUCUGCCCUUUCUGAAAGGAGCAUUGUUGAGAAUUGUCGCUUGGCUACCUUUUGGAAAAGAGGUUCUGACACAUAUCAUGUGCGUGGGAUUAAUGGUUUUCUUAUGAGUGCGAAAAGCCCUCUCACCCGGAUGGCCUCCGACAGUGAGAUCCAGGCUACCGAGCAGCACACACUGGGGUCUUUGUACCCGAUAUCUCCUGCUAUUGACCUCCAGGAAGUCAUUGUGUAUGAGGAAAGAAAUGAUUCAGGUUUCAAACCUGGGUACCCAUUCACUCACCCUCACACUUUGUUCCUCAUCGAGCCCUGUAGCACCAAAGCAAAAUUCUCACCAGACCAGCUCCGAGCAAAGAUGAUCAUGUUGGCAUAUGGCAGUGCACUGGCCAAAGCCAGAAGUCUGUAUGGGGAUGGUGCAGAGGUCUUGGAACAACCAAUUGUCGUCCAAAGUAUUGCCACUGAUGGUCAGUUGUUCCAGUUUAUGACAUUUCAGCUGAACACCAUGAAUUUGGCUUCGGACGAUGGAGUGAAAAACCUUGUGUGGAUGGAUUCUGAUCAGCCCCUCUAUGAUACUGCUUUACGCUUGCCAAUAAAGAAGAGGAGGGUUAUCGUGGCACCUGCUGGUAUCUCCGGGUUUCAACCAGCAACAUUUCUCAAAUUUUGGGCAAUGUACUUGCAUGGAACAGUCUGAAUGUCAAGAUGAUUUGUUAGAAAUGAACUUAAU